Messenger RNA from Formica exsecta, 1404 nucleotides. It is a transcript of the gene Oscillin, whose product is annotated as glucosamine-6-phosphate isomerase. The transcript has 5 exons. Gene Ontology annotation, molecular function: identical protein binding; glucosamine-6-phosphate deaminase activity. Lineage: Eukaryota; Metazoa; Arthropoda; Insecta; Hymenoptera; Formicidae. The coding region runs from base 302 to 1123 and encodes 273 amino acids. Gene Ontology annotation, cellular component: cytoplasm. Gene Ontology annotation, biological process: N-acetylglucosamine catabolic process; D-glucosamine catabolic process; N-acetylneuraminate catabolic process. The record is from RefSeq and is a predicted model, not a curated record.
UGUUUACAUACGUAGAGUUCGCAAUUUGUCAAGAGCGUCUCAACUCCCUCUCGUAAUUUGCGUUCGAGCGAUAAAAGGUAGAUAAGAGGAAAGCCUCUGGGGGAUAAUACCACGAUAAGGAUUUGCGCGACAAUGAGUUGACCAAAAAUAAGCGGGCCGCUACAUUCGAAGGGAAGACAACUCGAGCGAUCAGGUUCAUGCGUGACAGUCAGCUGAUCAGCUGACGUGAAACCGACCGGUUGGUGCUGGAGCGCGAUACGCGUGUAACAGCGUGUGAUUGUAAUUAACAUAAAUAUUCAUUAUGCGUCUGGUAAUUUGUGACACAGUGGAUUAUGUCGCAGAAUGGUCUGCAAAGUAUGUUCUAAAGAGAAUCAAUGACUUCAAACCUGACGAGAACAAGUAUUUUGUUCUCGGUCUCCCUACAGGUGGUACGCCUUUGGGAAUGUAUAAAAGGCUCAUAACGUAUUAUCAACAAGGCAAAAUUUCUUUCAAGUAUGUUAAGACGUUUAACAUGGACGAGUAUGUCGACUUGCCAAGGGAUCAUCCAGAGUCAUAUCACUAUUACAUGUACAACAAUUUCUUCAAACACAUAGAUAUAAAUCCGGAAAAUGUGCAUAUACUUGACGGAAAUGCGCCGGACCUUGAGAAAGAGUGCAAUGAUUUUGAAAGAAAGAUCAACGAGGCUGGUGGAAUAGAAUUAUUCAUUGGAGGUAUCGGUCCGGAUGGACACAUAGCUUUCAAUGAACCAGGUUCGUCGUUAGCUUCUCGCACAAGAGUGAAAACUCUUGCGCAAGAUACUUUGGAGGCCAACGCGAGAUUCUUCGGAGAUGACAUCAAUAAAGUGCCGAAGCAGGCCUUAACUGUAGGUGUCGGCACCGUAAUGGACGCGAAGGAAGUAAUGAUCCUCAUCACUGGAUCUCAUAAAGCCUUUGCCCUUUACAAAGCGAUAGAGGAGGGUGUUAAUCACAUGUGGACGGUAUCAGCGUUUCAACAACAUCCUCGUACGCUUAUAAUCUGUGAUGAAGACGCAACUUUGGAGUUACGUGUGAAAACGGUUAAAUAUUUCAAGAGUUUGUGGGAUAUUCAUAGCAAAUUGAUCGAGCAAGACAGCCGAACACAGUGAGAAUCUUAUUAUUUUCGACGAUUCGGGGGAAUCGUCGAAAUUAAAUAACAUAUGAUUCACAAAAAGAACAAACGGAAAGAAGUUAAACAUUGAUAAUCAAGCUGUGACUAAAUUGAUGAAAUAUUAUGUUAUGAAAUAUCCUACAUUUGUUAUUUUAACCAUAUUUUGACUUAUAUGAAAUUUUUAAUUAUAUAUGCUGUAUUUUACAACUGCCAUAUAAAUGCCAGGGAAAUGUAUUUUUAUAUUGUUCUGCAAAUAAAUUUAUCUUUUGUAUCAUCACA